GCAGAUUACUGGCUCUCGAGUAUGGAGCUGAUCUGUGCUACACGGAAGAAAUAAUCGAUCAGAAACUUCUCUCUUGCGUGCGAACGUUCAAUAGUGCGUUGGGCACGAUCGAUUACGGUGUUGCGGACGAUAUUGUGUUGCGGAUAGCUCAAAAAAUAGAGGGCGACCGUUGUGUAUUGCAAAUUGGUACCAAUAGUGGCUCAAACAGCGCUCAACUAGCAAAAAUGGUUGGUACGGAUGUUGCCGCCAUAGAUGUUAAUAUGGGAUGCCCAAAGUCGUUCUCUGUUCAUAAUGGCAGGGGAGCUGCUCUUUUGACUCAAAUAGAUAAAGUGAAAGAGAUAAUUUCUUCGCUCACUGCAGUGGCACAAGUCCCAGUGUCGUGCAAAAUCCGGGUUCUGGACGAUCCGUCAGACACACUGAAUCUAGUUCGCGAAAUCGAAAAAUGUGGUGCUGCCGCUCUAGGAGUUCAUGGUCGGAGGCGAGAAGAACGUGAUCAGCAUCCGUGCCGGAUUGAUGAAAUUCGCGAGAUCACUCGGACUGUUAGUAUACCGUAUACAUAUGUUCCAAUUCUCACUAAUCACGGACUUGACUUCAGUGGUGGUUCUGGUAUAAUAACAUGUUACGAUGACAUCCUGAAAUUUCGAGAAGUUACACAAGCUUCCUCUGUGAUGAUAGCGCGGAAGGCGCUUUCUUGUCCAUCCAUCUUCCGACGUCAAGGAGCUUGUGAAUACGAUGAAAACUACACAAUGACUAAAUAUGUUGUGCAGCGGAUACUUGGAAGCAACCAGGACCGCGAUCCCAGAGGAAGACAGACAGUAUUAGCUGGCAGUGUGCAGGAAAUUUGCCGAGCUUGGGAGUGCGAGUCAAAGUAUGAACAAUGUCGGAAGGAUAGAGCGCGGAAGCAAUGCAAACGUCGGUCUUCCGAAGGAACAAACGAAUACGAGUAUUACGACGUGACCUUUCCUUUGAAGAAGUUGAAAGACGCUCAGAACUCCAGCAUGACGCCUAAGUGUGUGUUAUUCGAUUACUGCAAAGAAGUGAAUGCUGCGAAACCUGUCUACGCGACGCAUCAGCGCGUUGAAGACAAGAGAUUCGAAGGAAGUGUGGAGGUGCUUGGGAAGAAAUUUCGAUCACGUAAAGGACAACCAAAUAUACGAAUGGCUGAGCAGGCAUGGUUCCGAGUUUUCGCUUCUUUUGUGGCGGCUUUAGCAGCUCUUAUCGGUCUGAAUCUGAGGCAUUUAUUGAGAAGAGAAUGGGAGAUUAUGGAAUCACCUAUUUCUUGA
Molecule: messenger RNA, 1283 nt
Organism: Haemonchus placei
Lineage: Eukaryota; Metazoa; Nematoda; Chromadorea; Rhabditida; Trichostrongylidae
Source: the annotation of a GenBank genome assembly